Molecule: messenger RNA, 3165 nt
Organism: Ectocarpus sp. CCAP 1310/34
Lineage: Eukaryota; Phaeophyceae; Ectocarpales; Ectocarpaceae
Source: the annotation of a GenBank genome assembly
AGCAGCAGCAGCAGCAGUAUAUGACAACAACCCCAACAUCGUCACCGGCGGACCCCGACGACCCCGACGACCCAUCUAAACAGGGCCCGCCGCCGCUGCCCGCCGGUUGGGGAGAGCUCCGCACCGGCGACGGUCGGCCUUACUACGUCUACUACCCCACCGGCGCGGUCCAGUGGGAGAGGCCGAAACCUCCAUCGGCAGACUCGGACGGACGCGACGAGGCGGGGCAGCAGCGGGAGGAGGGUUCAUCCGCGGCGAGGGCGGAGGGUGCUUCCGCCGCCGGGGGUGCUGCGGCCGUCGAAGGCGAGGCAGGCGCGAGGGGGGAGGCGGGAAAGGGGGGUGCGGUUGCCGGGUACGGGGAGGAGGACCCCUAUCGGGGAGAGUCUGAGAUGUCAGACGCGGAACGCGAAAUCGAUACCGCCACCUCCGGAGCGAGAAGCAGCGUGACAGGCGACGCCGACUCUCCCGCCGCCGGUGGUGGCGCUCAAGCACCGCCGAGCACAUACCCGGGCCAACCCUCGCCGAUGGACAGCAGACACGUGCUGCAAGGAGCAGCGGGGAAGGAAGUGACCGCUUCGGCGUAUCCGUCGAGCGCUCGGCCCGAGGGAAACGAAGGUCGACUGCCUUCGCCCGAUGAUCCGUUUCGGCAGCAACAAGGCAGCGGGCCUGGGGGCGUCACCGGGGGGAACGCCGCCGCCCCGGCGUCCCAGCAGGGAUCACCGUGGGGAGGCGGCGGCGGCGGCGGAGACAAGGCGGCGGCGUCCCCUCUUUCCGGGGAGCGGAUUGGACAAGAAGGGAGCGGUGUCGGCGGCGAGCCACCGGAUCCUUGGGGGAUGGGCGGCGACCAGCAAGCACCCUCGCAGCCACAGCAACCGAGCGGUACCCCUCCCAACCCCUUCAUUCAGGCGGAUCAGAACCCGCCGCCGGCCUGGGGAGAGGACCGUGGGGAAGCCUCAGCCGGCGGUGGGUCUCUCACAGCACCGGCGGCGUCGUCCGUAGACCCGAUGCGCGGUUCGACUCGAGACCAACCUGGGGGCAGGAACGAACACGGCUCGCCGCUCUCGGACGCUUGGUCGGCGAGCCGACAGCAGCAGCAAGGCGCCCCUCCGGGAGCGGAGCCGUACGACCGGCGCCCCGCCGGUGUUAGUCCCGCGCAGCAGCAUCCCGGGUACAACCAACAACAACCGGGAGACGAGGCGGCGGAGGGGCAGUCGUGGGGAGGAGGGGGUGCCGAGGGCAGGGGUCGAGGUGGCCAGCCCGCCACCGCCAGCGCGUGUGCGAGCAGCAGUGGACUGGGGCAGCAGCAGCAGCAGCCACCUUUUCAGCAACAGCAACCCGGUCGAGGAGACUACGGUGGCUAUUACGGGCGGAACGACGGGUACUACCAAGGACCGCCGGGGGGUAACGGAGGGUCUAGGCAGCAAGGGAAUGCUGAAUACGGCGGUUUCCCGGCGGGCUCGCGCGCGCUGGUGCCGAACAACGGCGGCGCUCCGCGUGGGGGAUUGGAAGUCAAAGAGCAGGGGCUGCAGCUGGUAAAGGGGGCGUGGGCGCGCAUCCUGGUCGGCAAGGACAAGACAAGGGCGGCGCUUCACGAUGCCAAAGAGAAGGCUGGCGUCGCGGCGUCGACAGCAACCUACAAGAUCAAGAACACCAUGGGCAGCGUCACCAGCCGCGUGGCCGACGUCCUGGAAGGCGACCCCCAAGGUCUUGCUGGUCCCUACGGCCAGCCCCCCCAAGACUACUACGGCGAACCGAGAAUGGGGGCCGGCGGAGGGCAGCAGCAACAUCCACGCUCCUGGCAAGGGGCGCCGCAGAAUGGGUACCGUGAAGGCGGCGUUCCUCGCCCAGGACAGGACCCCCGCGCAGCUCCGGCGGGCAACGGUGGUGGAUAUCCUGGAUACCAGAACCAGGGCGCUGGCGUAUCGGCCGGCGCUGGCGGCGCUGGUGGGUACGGGGGCAACGGUGCGCGCGGGGCGGCGGGCGGUUACCCUGGUCCCUCUUUCCAAGGGCAAGCAGGACAGCAGCAGCAGCAGCAGCAGCCUAGAGGAGAGCCGCAAGGAGUUCGUGGGUUCGAUGGCGGCAGCAGCUACGGACCCCCGGUUGGACGUGGUGGCGUGCCGCCCGGUGGCGCUGGCGCGAGCAUGGGUUCCUACCCGGGGCAAGCGCCGCAACCGCAGCCGCAGCAGAGACUGCAGGGGCAGGGGCAGGGGCAGCCGGGGGGCGGAGGAGGCGAUUGGCAGAAGGACGGGGACGGUAGUCUGUUUUGGUGAUGUCGUAGCAUGUUCCUGUAGUCAGAGGCAUCGCGGUGGCAGGUGAUGUUACUCAAAACUGUUGUAGUGGCAUCAUUGGUAGGAGCGGUGUUGCGGAGAGGGAAGUGAAUGGCUGUGAUGAAAUAGAAGAGUCAAAAGAAGAGGUCGGAGAAGAAGGAGUAGAUGUGGUGCAGCAUGCGGUGGGGGUACUAGUUGGCUCUUCUGUUUCAACCCGAUCGUAGUGUCGUAGUGUGUGUGCCGGGCUUCCGCUUGAACGACACAUGUCGUCAACGCUUUGUAAGAGGGGAAGCACCGCACAGGUGUGUAUGGGAAUUGACGUGUGCUACAAAUCAAGCCACGAUUACCGCGGUGAUUUUUGUUUCUGUAAUCUCAGACCGUUCUCCUGGCGGUUUCCCGAAGCCACACAAAAUCCCGAGAGCGUUGUGGUCACGCUCUUACCACAUCCAUCCGUUGAUUUCGAGAUGAUCAGGUUAAAAAGCGCAUGCUUCGUGCGCAUGAGCAGUCAGUUUGCUCCCCUGUGUUUUGGUCGGCAUGAUUAUGGGUUCACAGCGGUCAGGCGCGAGACUGAAUAUUCGCUCGGGCAAGAAUGAAACGACACCGUUGUGUUUUUUCGCUCAUGAGGUCUUGUUCUGUGAGCGGAUGCCAACUGCCGCCGUGUAUGGGCAUGCAGAUAACCAGUCGGUCGAGGCGCCCACAUGCUUGGCUAAAAGAGUGUGCUAUGAUGGUCGGUGUUCAGGAAAUGGAUCCUGCCAUCUCAUGCGUGGCCGUGCGUCAGUUGUAUAACUUGGACAGCCCUGUAGCAUACUUGCAGUCCAGGCCUUCUAGAACUUGUCGAGAGUGAGUUAAUUGUAGGUUAGCUGUGUAUUUGGUACGAGAUAAUUCACACAUUCAUCCC